This is a messenger RNA of Colletotrichum siamense, 1365 nucleotides long. RefSeq names its product 2-5A-dependent ribonuclease (gene Rnasel). The coding region runs from base 1 to 1365 and encodes 454 amino acids. The record is from RefSeq and is a predicted model, not a curated record. Lineage: Eukaryota; Fungi; Ascomycota; Sordariomycetes; Glomerellales; Glomerellaceae. Gene Ontology annotation, molecular function: protein binding. The transcript has a single exon.
AUGUCUUCAACACCCUCAGAAAAGGUUCCGGCGCUCUUUGGCUGCCCCUGCAUCUGGAGCCACGUCCCCCUCUACGGCGCCGCCAAACGUCGUCUCCCGUACCACCAUGCGCCUGCGAAACCCGGCGCACCCGGUCUCACCCGCCGCCUGCCCUCGGAGAUCAUCCUCUGCAUCGUCGACGCCCUCUUCGACCUGCACGCCAAGGAAGUCUCCCUCGGCUACGAGAAGUACUGGGAGUCCUCCUGUCUGCCCUACGAGACCGAGACCUUCUGCCCCUUCUGCAUGCUCCCGCGCUUCGAAGUCUGGCGCGACGUCGCCAACCUCGCCGCAACGUGCCGCGCGCUCUACGACCUCGUCACGCCCGUGCUGUACCGCAAAGACGCGCGGCACAACCACGCUUCCGCGUUGCUGAUCGCGACCAAGAGGGGCAACGCGCGCGCCGUGAGCCUGGCCCUGGAGAACGGGGCGGACGUCGACGAGGACGACCACACCAUGCCCCUGCAGUGGACGAACGAGUGCUUCCGGUACUGCGAGAAGUGCGAGUAUCAGGUGUGGUGGCGGGAGCCACGGAGGCUCGACAUGGGCGCGCUGCAUUGGGCUGCAAUGUGCGGCAGGGAGGAGAUUCUGGCGCAGCUGCUGGCCCGCGGGGCGGAUGCGAACAAGAGGGCGACGGUGCAGCCUGUGCUCGAUGCCGGGAACUACGGGUCGUUGAGGUAUGUGGAGGACUUCUGCGACGAGUACAACGCGAGCUUCCCGUGCGAGUCGCUCCAGACGAAUUUCGACAUCCGGCCGGAGUUGAGCACCGGCGGGGCGAACCCCUUGUACUUUCUUCUUGGAACGAGCGGGAUGAGAGCCAAGGGAAAGACAACCUUCAUGGCGAGGGCGCUGAUCGAGGCCGGUUCGUCGCUUGUCACGCAUCAAGGGACGGGCCUUCAUGCGCUUCACCAAGCUGCGGCGUCUGAGAACCUUGAAGUGAUGGAGUAUCUCGCCGCAGAGCACAAGGUUGACCCCAAUGUGGCGGAUGCAACUGGCAACACAGCGCUGCAUCAUCACCUUCUAUCGCGGUUUCGGUCAUCUAUACCAAAGGAUGAGAAAAUCCUUGAGAAGCUCAUCAGCAUGGGGGCCUAUGUGAAUGCCAGGAACAUGCGGGGAUCCUCGGCAUUGGAUCUAUGCCUGGAAACGGCUACUGUUACGACGGACAAGUUGAAGGUUGCCGUUCUGCUGUGCACCCACGGGGCGACAAUUCGGGAGCAAGACUUGAAUCGUUAUCGGAUCAGGUUGAACGAAGGACAACGAGACCAACUUAACCUGGCCAUGGAGGUAGCAAGAGCUUGCGGUCGGAGCGAUUGGCGUGAAGUCAUAUAG